Messenger RNA from Physella acuta, 876 nucleotides. RefSeq lists its product as uncharacterized. Gene Ontology annotation, biological process: fatty acid metabolic process. Gene Ontology annotation, molecular function: medium-chain fatty acid-CoA ligase activity. Lineage: Eukaryota; Metazoa; Mollusca; Gastropoda; Physidae. The record is from RefSeq and is a predicted model, not a curated record.
AUGUAUGAGUUAAACAGCCAUGAAGAUCACACAUCUUUUCUCGCUGGUCUUGCUGAUGAAGAGUUCUAUGUUGCUUCCGUCACAGCUGAUGAAGAGGCUUACAUUUUCUUGACUUGCGGCAGCACCGACUACUCAAAGGUGGUGCCAAGAACACACAGGCAGAACUGCAAGGCUUUUGAUAAUGGUACAGUUACAAGGCGAAUAAAGACAAUAAUUAGCGGAGCACAGCCCAUCAAAAGGGACACAGUGAAGGAUUGCUACACCGGUGAUCGUCUGGUAGGCAAUGCCCAAAUGAAGAUUGUGGACGAGAAAACUAAUACGGUAAUCACGUCCAAAAACCGCGCUGGGAAAUUGCUGUUUAAAGGUGGGACGGUCUUGCGUCAUUACAAGGGUGUUGAUUCUUCCACCAGUGGCGCCUUUACAGAAGACGGAUGGUUCGAUUCAAGUGAUAUGGGAUAUGUCGAUGAAUCUCGCGGUCUGGUCGUCAUUGGGAGGACUUCAGAUUUCAUCACGUCUGGCUCUGCUGUGGUCCACCCCCAGUGGCUGGAGGAGUGGAUCAUGAAAUUGCCCGGGGGUCGCCUCAGUCAUCGUUACGAUAUUAACAAAGGCAUCACAAUACCCCCAGGAAUUCCGCACCCAGUCAAGGUCAAUGAACUGUGUGUUUGUGUUGUCAGGGAGAAAUCUGCAAACCUGACAGAACAGGAUCUGCAUACGUUUUGUAACCAGAUGUACUUCGAUACCCACAUCUCCCCAGAAGAGGUUCCGGAAAAAUUCUUUUUCACUGAAUCAUUUCCGCUGACCUCCACGGGAAAAACGUGGAGAAAAAUGAUGGAAAAACAGGCCACUGAACACUUCCAACAGCUAACAAUUUCAUGA